Molecule: messenger RNA, 391 nt
Organism: Leguminivora glycinivorella
Lineage: Eukaryota; Metazoa; Arthropoda; Insecta; Lepidoptera; Tortricidae
Gene: RpS28b
Product: 40S ribosomal protein S28
Exons: 2
Coding region: 73-270 (65 amino acids)
Biological process (GO): ribosomal small subunit assembly; translation; maturation of SSU-rRNA
Cellular component (GO): ribosome; cytosolic small ribosomal subunit
Molecular function (GO): structural constituent of ribosome
Source: RefSeq, a predicted model, not a curated record
AAAUUCUUUUUCGUACACGCCACCGAGCGCGCACGUGUAAUUUCCCGAGUUUUGCUCGAUAAUCUAAGUAAAAUGGACAAGCCCAACGUUCUCGCCCGCGUCGUCAAGGUGCUGGGUCGCACCGGGUCCCAGGGCCAGUGUACCCAAGUCAAGGUCGAGUUCAUCGGAGAGACCAGCCGUCAGAUCAUCCGGAACGUGAAGGGCCCGGUCCGCGAUGGCGACAUCCUCACGCUGCUCGAGUCUGAGCGUGAAGCCAGGAGGCUGAGAUAAACGGUCUUGCGCCGCUUCUAGGUUAAGUUCCAUAUAACCAAUGUUUACACUAUGUUACUCUAUAAUAUGAAACCGUCAAAGAUGAACAUCUCAAGAGCUCGUAAUACAUACUUUAACAUUU